AAGCUAUGCUAAACUGUUUUUUUUUUUUUUUUUUUCUUGCCUGUGCAUUGUUCUGAGGUACUUUUUAUCUCUAAUUAUAAUCACUGAUGAGAACUGCUGCUCUGAGGUUUCGGUUAAAGUCUUUCUCUGUCACUUCCUCUCUGAUUGGUUCUGUUGUUCAGGUCGAUGAGGUUUGACUUCAUUUUAGCUUCGUCACCUUAGUCGGAUACACAACUUCCUUGAACCAGUCCUCAGGAACCAACAAGAUGAACAACAGUGAGUGCCGUGAUGUGGUCGUCAUGUCACAGACUCAUGCCUUGGCUGUGGUCUACAGCCUGGUGUUCCUGGUCGGUUUGCUGCUCAACGGUUUCACCCUGAAGGUUUUUUUCUGCAGAUCUCAGCAGCAGCAGAGGUCGAGCAGCCUCAGCAUCUACCUGAAGAACCUGGUGGCUGCAGACUUCCUCACCUGCCUCUGUCUGCCCAUCAGGAUCAUCAACUAUGAGAGCAGCUCCGUCCCCGUCCAUCAUGUCUUCUGCAGCUUCGGAGCCUCCGUCUUCUACCUCAACAUGUACGCCAGCAUCCUGUUCAUCGGGUACAUCGCAGCCAACAGGUAUCUGAAGAUUGUCCAUCCUCUAGGAACCCACGUCCUGCAGAAGGUCCGAGCCGCUCGCAUCCUCUCCAUGGUAACCUGGGGUUUUCUCCUGGCCAUGACAGCCACCUACAUCCUGAUGUCUCACCUCAGCCAGGGACCACAGGACUCCGACAUAGUGAGCUGUGAGGCCAUGCACAAUGAACAUCUGAGCGUCCUCUACAAAGUCAUCCACUCCUGCUCCGCCGCCGUCUUCCUGCUCGUCCUCGUGUCUCUGGUCUUCUUCUACUACAGAAUCUCCCGCCGCCUGUCGCAGGCCCAGCAGAGGCAGCCGGCGUCCUCCGGCUCCAAGAAGCUGGAAAAGUCUCAGAGGAACAUGCUGGUGCUGGUCAGCGUCUUCUGCGUUUGCUUCAUCCCCUACCACCUGGUCCGCAUCCCCUACGCCUUCAUGGAGGGAUGGCACUGCUUGGAGAGCCUGGAGAUCCUGAAGAGGUUGUCCAUCAUUCUGUCUGUCCUCAACGUCUGCCUGGACCCCCUCAUCUACUUCAUUUUCUGUAAGACCUUCCGGGCUCAGCUGAACCUGAGAAGAAUGUUUUCUGUCAGACCACCACGUUCUGACGUCAUCAACCAGCCCUCAUCGUCUUCAGGAACCAGAGCUCCUCAAGAUCUUGAUUGUACCUCCACUUCGUGUCCAUGAAUGGGACUGAAGACAAGGACAUAGAUACUUUGGUCAGUACCCCAUA
Molecule: messenger RNA, 1311 nt
Organism: Mugil cephalus (flathead mullet)
Lineage: Eukaryota; Metazoa; Chordata; Actinopteri; Mugiliformes; Mugilidae
Product: P2Y purinoceptor 14-like
Exons: 3
Coding region: 246-1265 (339 amino acids)
Biological process (GO): G protein-coupled receptor signaling pathway
Cellular component (GO): membrane
Molecular function (GO): G protein-coupled purinergic nucleotide receptor activity
Source: RefSeq, a predicted model, not a curated record